Messenger RNA from Cetraspora pellucida, 218 nucleotides. The record is from the annotation of a GenBank genome assembly. Lineage: Eukaryota; Fungi; Glomeromycota; Glomeromycetes; Diversisporales; Gigasporaceae.
CACGAGAACUUGCAGAGGUGGAUGAAAGAGUAAAUAUUAAUAUUUUAAGGGAAAAUAAUACUGAUACUAAUAUAGAUAGCAGUAAUAUAGUAUCAUCUUCAGUGUUCGAUCUUGAAUCUGGAUUAAAUGACGAGAAUGAGUAUCUUGUCAAGAAUACCACUAAGACCAUUCUGAAAAACAAAGACUACUUGCCCAACUCAUUGGAGCAUAAGAAAUAG